GACGAACUUCCUGCUCACAUUUUGUAGGAAGGUUUUAAGUCCUCUUAUUGACGGCUGUGUUUGCUGCCGUCCAGCCGUCGGAAAAGACGCGGUCUUGGAGGCGCAAUGGAACGGAGGGGCAGAUUAUCAGAGGGGAGACAGCAGUCACACAGUUAGAUAAGAAGAGUGACUACAAUCGCUGUUUACUCUGCGUUACGCCUAGCCCAAGGACGUACGAGGAAGGCGAACACGGGAGAGACUGAGAAGGUGGAGGAGGAGGAGGAGGCGGCGGCGCAGGGUUUGGAUGGCAUUUGCCAGGGCCAGGGGAGAUCUGUUAAAAACCUACAGAGAUAUGAGCUGGGAAUACCUUCCGAUACCAUGUCCUGACUACAAGAGACUAAUUGUCCGCCGAUAAACUGCAGCAGCACGUCAGAAACAGAGGCCUCCUCCGAUGGAGCUCAGUGCGCUUUAAUCCAGCCACAGAUUCCCGACAGGCAGCGACGAGCUACGGCAAAGGGACGCUUUAUUCGCCAUUGAAGGAAUUUAUGGGAUCACAAGUUUCCUCUGAUGAGAUGAGUGUGCGUGCUGGCCAGGGCAGUGAUGAGGUGCUGGUUUCACAGGCGGUAUGGGAUUACCUGGCUGCAGCUGGGCGGCCCUGGCUCAUUGACUUCCAGCACAAGCAGGGGAUGAGCGCUGGUAUCAUUAGGCGAGGAGAGAGGGGGGGCUGCUGUGCCGUGCGGCUGCAGCCGGUGGAGGGCUCCAGGAGCGCCGGAGCCGGGGUGAUGGAUGGAUCCAUCUCCAGUGAGACGCGAAAGGCCUUCAUUGACUUAUGCCGUUGUGCCCGCAAAGAGAUGAGCAAACAGGAGGGGGGAUCCAAGAGGAAGAGGGCUCUGCUGCCCUGUGUGGGAGUCCUGGAGCCGAACGGAGAGGGGAGCCGGCUCCAGCCUCCACCUCCUCUGCCUCGGCGCUCGCAGAGGCAGCAGCAGAGGUUCAGGAAGCCUGCUGACGAGGAGGCCUGCGCCAUGCUCCAUGAGGCCGCCCAGAGGAAGGACAUGGACUCCAACCUGGCUUCCCAGAGCGAGGGAGAGGACAAUAAUACGUGCUCAAUCUGCAUGGGAGACAUAGUGGAGAAGACUACCUUGGAGAAAUGUGGCCAUUCCUUCUGUCGCUCUUGCCUGGACCAGGCCUUUAAGGUGAAGAAAGCGUGUCCUGUAUGUCGACUAGUGUAUGGCCAGCUGAUUGGGAACCAGCCUGCCAAUGGUUCAAUGAUUGUAGAAAGAGAUCCUGAUCUGGAGCUUCCUGGCCAUGAAGGCUAUGGAUGUAUCUGCAUCAUCUACAGCUUCUCUCCUGGCCUGCAGGCGCCAGAACAUCCCAACCCGGGGGUUCGGUACCCAGGAACAGACCGUGUGGCCUACCUCCCUGACAGCCCCGAGGGGAACCGAGUGCUGGGCCUGCUGCGCCGGGCCUUCGAACAGCGCCUUAUCUUUACCAUCGGUACCUCCAUGACAACGGGCAUGCAAAACGUCAUCACCUGGAAUGACAUUCACCACAAAACCUCAAUAUGGGGUGGGCCGCGCUGUUUUGGCUAUCCAGACCCCACUUACUUGGUGCGAGUGACAGAAGAGCUCAGAGAGAAAGGCAUCACGGCGGACUGACGGGCAUGAAAACGACCAAUUUUCUUCCAGGACUUUGUAGGACUUUCCGAGUGUCCUUGCAGUGGGCAUGACUCAGCUCCGGGUUGUGCUCUGAGACUGCCCGUCCCUUUUAAGAUGACUGAAGACAAAGACCUCAGCAGAUAGGCAUCUUAUGCUGCAGCAGAGCCCAUAUCACUCCAGUUGUUCCUCAGUUUUUUUUUUUAUUCCCAUUUUCCUCCAGAGUUAUUCCAGCGGUACACGUGGAAGACAAUGCUUUGAGUGCGGUGCAUUCUUCUAUCCUCUAACUGUCACUGGUGGCAAUAGGACUGAUAUCUGAUCCACUUAUUUAGAGCAUUGUGGCAUGUUGGAAUUCAUGGUACUCAUAUAUUAUUUAGGAAAUCUAGGUUUAAUGUUAUGAAGACAGUUUAUGUUCUAUCAGUGUUUGUUUCUAUUCUGGGGAGUCUUCUUUAUUUGUUACAAGCACACAUCCUUGGUUAUAUCCCCCCAGAAAGAUUUGAGUAAGACUCUGAUUUCAUUGUUACUAAUGACCUGUUUAAUGAGCAGUACUCGGUACAUAUGGCAGAAUAGCACUGCUUCUAUAAACAGAAUUCAUUUUCUGAAGUUAUUGCAAUCUAAAGCACUCACAGGCACUUUGGUAAGGGAGUCUGUUUUUUUUUUUUUGUUUUGUUUUGUUUUUUUUUCCAGUAAAGUAGGAGUGGUGUUUUUUUGUUUUUUGCUUCCUCUCUCUCUCUCUGUAAAGAGUGCCCGGGGCAAACAGGUUUGUGCAGCCAUCAGCUAUUAGCUCGCUGGCUUCAAGUUGAUGUCAAUCGCUUAGAACAUUUGUGCGUGAUCUCCACCACCUCGUCCUCUUUUUACUUAAAUAGAAUGAAUGUCAAACGAUGUCUCAUUGCAGCACUUUUUUUAAAGCAUACUUCCCACUGUUUUUUUUUUUUUCUCCCGUUGGUCACUCCUGUUAUAUCAAGAUGUCUCCCAGGAGUUAAGCCCAUUACCUCAAAUGUAAGUAAUGUGCUCCUCUGAUUACCAGAUUUAUGACGAUGUCAAAUAUGAAGGGCAUAUAGACCACUUAAACCAAAUCAAAGGCACAAAAGCUCUUUAAAUAUCUAUGCUUCUGUCCCUGUCAGACUGGGAGACCUGCCUGCUUAUGUUCUCAUUGAAAAUGAGUUGUAAAUUUGUGUAUUGAAAUAGGAAAACCACAAUAGACGGUUGGAAAAAAUAAAAUGUUGCAGGAACAAUUGACCUGAUUUAGGGUGGGAUAGUGAUCUCAUUUUGUUGUGCCUUUCUUAUAUUCACUUUUGAUAAAAAAAAAAUAAUAAUAAUAAUUAAGCAUGAUGUUUCCAAUGAAUGGUAAGAAGUUUGGGCUUAUUUUAGUGUUAUUUGAUAGUUCAACAGCAUUAUGUUUGUAGCUUCGCCACCUGGCUUUUAGUACAAAUCCCACACAAAUCAUAAAAAUAUGUUUUCUGAUGUGUUAAAUUUGCCUCUCCCCCAUGAACAUCCUCGUAGGACAAAUGCUGAAAACCCCAGAGAACCCACUGAUAAACCCUUAGGUGUGAAUGUGCUCGUCUAGUAACCGGUCUAAUCCACACAUCCAGUACUAUGUUUCCAUGCCCUUUGUAUUUUAGUUAAGGGACCAACUGAUAUAUUUUUGGGACACAGGAUUGUAGUUUACUAAAGCUACUGUGCAAACAUUUCUAUGCAUUACAUGGUUGAGGAGAAGCCAGGGGAACUGAUAGUGGGAGAGAGUACACAUGCUACAAAUUGAUUGUUAAGGAAAACUUUGAGUUUUGCUUUUCUAAUUGUGUUGAUUCGUACUUUGUUGAUAUUCAGAAAUGUGCUUUACAUUUUAAUACUUGAAUAAAAAGUUAUGUUUG
This is a messenger RNA of Mugil cephalus (flathead mullet), 3502 nucleotides long. It is a transcript of the gene dtx3, whose product is annotated as deltex E3 ubiquitin ligase 3. Lineage: Eukaryota; Metazoa; Chordata; Actinopteri; Mugiliformes; Mugilidae. Bases 525 to 1634 code for a protein of 369 amino acids. The record is from RefSeq and is a predicted model, not a curated record. Gene Ontology annotation, biological process: Notch signaling pathway; protein ubiquitination. The transcript has 5 exons.